CUACUGUUGUAUUUCUGUGUAUUGCAGUUUGUUCUUCCCUCCGGAAAAUGUUAUUGUACAAAUGGAAUGUGCGAGACAAAGUCUCUCUCUCUGAAAACCGACACCAAACAUAAUUCUUUCCUUGAUGGAUAUGUGUUUGAGACUUUGAACGUAUCAAGCUGGAAAGAAUGUUUUUACGUGUGUGCAAGAAAAUGCGUGUGCCACUCCUUUAAUUUUAACGAGCUGAAAAAAACUGAAAAUUGUGAGUUGAGUGAUGGAACUUCAAAACUGGACCCGAACUCACUAAAGGAAAAGAAUGGGGUGACUUACUACGAAAUAGGGAGGUCAUACUUCGACCAAAAGGUAAACGUUAGUCAUAAGGAAGUUAGUUUGCCGAGAGGCGGAAAGCGUACAUUGUGAAAAGAUGGAUGAAUCGUAAGAAACAACUAGCUAUAGGGGCACGUACAAAUUGAGUUUCACAAAGAUUAAAUGUUGGGAUUAACAAUUCUAUCUUUUAUUUCUUAUCACAGAUUUUUAAUUACAUUAGUUGUCUUUUACUAAGAACUGACUUAAUUGGCAUUCGCUUCUAACAAGUAAAUAUGCAAGACCUGCUCAUGUUUUCAACUAGUAAGCUACCGGGUAUCCUUUUUGGCAUUCUGCUCGGUCGCUUAUGGAACGUUUGUCUGUGUGUGGAAUUUAUCUUGUAGGUUGGACUCGACAAAAGAGUUUUUGCGUUUGUUACCCCGUUGUUAUCGACAAUUUGUUUGGAAAAUAUAAUCCUGCACCCCUAUCUUGCUUUCCCACAAUAGUUUCUCGUAUUAAAUGUUACAAAUCCAAAAAUUCCUUUGAGAAAAUUUUAGAAUAGCAGAAUGUAAAGGUUUCAUUUGACUGGUCACACCAGAGCAGGAUUUGAUCCUCGGACUCAAAAGUGAGAAUUAUAUUAACAUUACAUGUCGCAUGAUUAAUUUUGCGAGACAAUGGGAAGACAAAUCUGACAAAGACCUUGUUUCUCUGUAGAGUGGUCUCCAUAAAAGCUGUUCUGAUCAAACUUGUCAUAACAAGUGCUGUGAGUCCAACCCCUGUCAACACGGAGGCACGUGUCAUGAAGUGUGUGACGUCACAAAGAGAAGAUUCAACUGUACAUGUCUACCAGCCUUUGGCGGACACCGGUGUCAAUUAUUUAAGCCACGCUCAUGUGCGCACGUCAUGAAAUUUUCAAAAUUGAAAACCAAUGGAAUCUACCACAUUAUGGACUACAACAACAUUUUGUUUCCAGUCUACUGCGACUUUGGUUCUGAGCCUGGCAUGGCAUGGACUCUGAUCCAGUCCCACUCCUUCCAAAACAAUGACGCGUUCAAAGAUAAACCAUUCUACCUGCAUGACAUGCCAAUCAAUCAACAUGUACCUGAAUGGAACAGCUAUCGUCUGUCAAUGUCCCGUAUAACAUCAAUCCAAAAGUUCUCCACCCACUGGCGAGCCACUUGUAAUUUUCCAACAGAUGGCGUGGACUACCGGGAUUACUGGAGGGUCUCCCUUACUAAUUUGGAUCUUCUUGUGAAGCUUCCAAUACCAAUCUCGUGUGUUUUCGCCGAGUUGAUCAAUGUCCGUGGAAAUAGCUGCACCAACUGCACAGUUGUGACCGGCUACGGUGAGGGAAUGUCUCUGCACAUGGACAGCUGGUUUAACUACUUAGAAGGCUGUGAAUUUGAUGGACAGCCUGGGGGAGUAGGUAACGAAGACAACUUUGGUCAUUACGCUUUUACUAACCCUGCUUUCCGCUGCACCUCCUCAGUGAAUUCGACUUCUCAGUUCUGGCUCGGAAGUUUUUAA
Messenger RNA from Porites lobata, 1809 nucleotides. Lineage: Eukaryota; Metazoa; Cnidaria; Anthozoa; Scleractinia; Poritidae. The record is from the annotation of a GenBank genome assembly.